AACUAGCAUUAGCACAAUAACUGGAAGUCUAUGGGUACAGUAGCAAUACAAAGGGGAAGAGGGUGAAGUUGCCCCUAGACACUGGGUCUUAUUUUACCAUUUUAUAAUUUAGGGUGGGGGUACAGAUCCUAGGGGGUACAGAUGCUAGAUCUGUACCUGGGGGAAUCUUCGCCCCAGAAUGAAGGAGGCAAAGGUGGGUGGGUGGGAGCUAGAGAUUAGCGCUCAGACCAUUCCGUUGAUUCCCACAACACUCCCAGCUCAGACAUACAGGAGUAGUCUUGUAACGGAAUGGCUUGCAACCUCUAGGAUUUCCCCUACAAUUGGCGACUAGGAUCUAACUCUAUACCUAAAAAGGGAUUCAUAUGAGAUCAUUCCAGGAUGUGGAUUCAUUUACCCUUCCAUUGACACAGAACCUUGCUUUCAGAACCCUUAGAAGGUCCAUGCGUGUUCCUUUCAUCUUGAAGAGAGAUUGGAGAAAAAAGAAUGAGUGUGUGUGCCGACGUCCCCUCAUACCUGCGGCGGUGGCUGCUGACUGCUGUGUUUAUCUUGGCCACUCUGCUACCAGGAACCAGUGGCUGCCCCAAAUCGUGCGCGUGCUACGUUCCCACCGAAGUGCACUGUACCUUCAGAUAUCUAACCGCAAUACCAGGCCAGAUCCAGACGGCUGUGGAAAGAAUUAACCUAGGGUAUAACAGUAUAACCGUAUUGAGGGAGAAUGAUCUGUCUGGGUUGAAACACCUGGAGCUGCUGAUGCUCCACAGCAACACCAUCCACAGCAUCGCUGACAGGGCCUUUCAAGACCUCAAGUCCUUACAGGUCCUGAAGAUGAGCUACAACAGAGUGAAGGAGAUCAACAAGGACAUCUUCCAAGGCCUGGAGGGACUGGUACGACUCCACAUGGACCACAACCGCAUCGAAUUCAUCAACCCGGAGGCGUUCUACGGUCUCACCACGUUACAGCUGGUCCACCUGGAGGGCAACCUGCUCCAGCAGCUCCACCCGGAUACCUUCAUCACGCUGAGGCACAGCCAAGUGUUCAAGGUGUCCUCCGUCAGGAACAUCCACCUGUCUGAUAACCUCCUCGCCAGCUUACCCAAAGACGUCUUCACAGGCUGCUCUCAGCUGGAGAAUGUCUAUCUCCACGGCAACCCCUGGUCCUGCGACUGUCGCAUGGCUUGGUUCCCAGAGUGGGCGGAGAGAAAUGCAGCUGUGCUGAAAUGCAAGCGAGACAGAAAGUUUGCCAGAGGUCAGGCCUGCCCCAUCUGUGAGACCCCCGCUCCCUCUAGAGGCAAAAGCCUAACCCAGCUUCCCCGUGAUGCCUUCACCUGUACCAAGCCCUGGAUCCACCCCCAUCUGAAGCAGAGGAACGUCAGCCUGGACGAGGGGGAUUACACCCCUGUCUCCCCCCGGGACUUCAUCGCUCCCAUUGGAUCUCUGCAGAUGAAUCUGACAGCUCAGUUCCACAAUGACGCUAGCCUUACCUGCACAGUCCAGAGACCAUCAGCCAUGGAGAACCUGACUCUAACCCAGGUGGAGGAGGGAGAGAAGAACGUGACCAUGCUCUCCACCACCAUCUCUACAUGGCUGGUUUGUAAUAUUGACUACGACCACAUCCAACAGCUCUGGCGCAUCCUGGCUACGUACAGUGACGUUCCCAUGAGGCUAGAGAGAGGGUUGAUGCUCUCCAGGACCCCAGACAUGAUCUACAAGUACAGCCAGAUCAGACCAAAGGAGGGACAUGAUGAAAUCCACACAGACAUUGAGGCUGAGAUUAAGGCUUCACCCGCGUGGUUGAUGCAAGGAGAGGUCAACUUUCAGCUGGACCGCACUACAACCACAUUCUCCACCUUGCACAUUAAGUACAGGUCAGUGGUCAACCUGCGUGUGGAGAACAAGGUGUCACAGAGGAGGGACCGUUACAGCUGGACCAUCAUCAAACGAGACAACCAGACCCAGACUGAGCACUCUGUCCUCAUAGGUGGGGUGGUGGAGCUCAACUGCAAGACCUUUGGGGAACCAAAACCCUCUGUAGAGUGGAUCUUAUCGGACGGCAGUAAGGUGCGGGCACCCUACUCCAGUGAGGACCGCAGGAUAGUGAUCACCGCUGAUGGGAGGCUGACCCUGAGAGGAACAGACACCUCAGACACUGGCCUUUACCGCUGCAUCGCCACUAACUACCUGGACGCAGACGUGCUCAGCUUCCGGGUCACCGUGCUGUCUCCCGAUGUGGAGGAGGAGGAGGUCAACGGGGUCAAGCUCUCACGGCCUCUGGGCCAGAGCCUGGUUCUAGACUGUGGGUCCGCAGGCAACCCUGAGGCCUCGGUCCAGUGGAUUCUACCUGACCACACAGUGCUGGAUAAAUCCUAUGGGAACAGGAAGCUCUAUAGGAAUGGGACUCUAGGAAUAAAAGAUCUGACCUCCAGAGACCGGGGAUUUUACAGGUGUCUCAAUGCUAACUACCUGGUGGACCUGUUGACAUCCCAAGUGACAGUCACUGGGGAGGGGUCCAGGAAGGUGACAGUGGUGGAUAGAGAGGGGUCAGGGGCGGAGGCUUUGGUUGAGGUUGACGGGGCCAUAGAGGAGAGGGAGGAUUCCCACAAUGAGGUCCCUUCCUCCAGCCUCUCUAACAGAACUAUCCAGGAGUCCAGGACCAUCACAUCAGACAGGCCCUACCCCAGACUCAGGUCUUCCUCUCAGGGCAGAGGAUCAGCGGGCUCUUGGGGGAGAAGGAGGAGCCCAGCCAGCAGCAGGCGCAUAUGGAGCAACAGGAGGGUAUUUGAUCAAGCCUCCAGGAAAGUAGACAUCCAGAGAUUUGCAGAGUUCAUGAAGAAGGCCCAAGGUGGUUCAACAACAAAGACAAAGAGUGCGAAAGAAAAAGGAGAUUCAGAGCCUGACAUGUCUGGGGACCCGGAUGCUGGAUCUGGGGAGGGUCUGUCUCAUGAAGACGGACUCAUUGUUUUACCAAGCAGCGUCAUGCCAACCACAGAUUCUCCAGAUGAAAGUAUGAUGGGUGUAACUGCAAGCAUAGAGAAUUUAAACAAUCAGAAUAAUGUCAUGGCAACCACCGACAACAGUGAAACCAGUGUCAUGAGAACCAUGGAGAUCCCAGAUGACAGUCGGACUAGUUUCACUGUAACAACAGAAAAUACUGACAGAGUGACAACACUGACGACAGAUUCAUACACCCGGUCAGACGCCACACCCAUCGAGUCCACAUUCACCCACAGCAACCACAACACAGGAAGUAUCAAUGAAACUCAGGCCGUCUUUCAAUACAGCCCCAGAAUUAGUGGGUCUAGUGGUGAGUCGUACUCUUUGGAGAGGAACACGACAGUACCUCUGAGACAACCCGUCACGCUCCUCCUCGCCGUGACCAACACCACAGACGAGACACAGAUCCUGUUCUCCAGAGAAACACCUGCAGAACCAGAUACCUCCACCGGGGCGGUGCUAUCGCUCCUCACGGACCCCAAUGUCACCCCCAUGAUGGACAGUCCCAGAUCACCCAACAGAGAGCCUGAGAUCCACACAGCCACUGACCCAGACAGCCAGACCACCUUCACUGCAGUCACCACCACAGAGAGAGAGCAGGAUGAGAUCACCUUCCACACCACCCAGAGGAUCAAGUCCCCCCGUCUGCCUGCAGGCUCCACCAUCAUCUCCCGCCAGCAGAUCCAUAUCAUCCCUCCUAUGAAGGGCAGAGGAGGAGGAGGAAGAGGAGGGGGCCGGAGGAGGAACUUCCCUGGCAGGAGGAGGUUCAUCAAGCCCAACCGGAUCACAGACAUCCAGUCCAUCCUGAACAAACUCAAACAGCCUAACAUUGUGAAGAAGCAAGGCAGCAGCACAGUACCCAACACUAUGGAGCUAACCACGGACUGUGACUGUGAUGAAGAUGAGAAGAAGAUAGGUGGUCAGCGGGUCGUCACACCAACAACAUCUCCUAAAACUCCCAACGUCCCUAGCUCCUCUCUAGGAAGAACAGAGAGACCGACCACCACAUACUCAACAGAAUCCCCCACCACAACCACCCAGCCCACCUCCACUCACUCUCAGUCCCCCACCACCACCCAGCCCACCUCCACUCACUCUCAGUCCCCCACCACCACCCAGCCCACCUCCACUCACUCUCAGUCCCCUUUCACCACCCAGCCCACUUCCUCUCACUCUCAGUCCAGAGGUGAGGUAUCCAGCAGCUACAUGACCUCCACUAAUGCCCCAGAGUCUGACCCAACACACAACCCUAUGACGAGCACAACAGAUGAACCAACAACCUCCACCAUCACAACCACAAAUGCCUCCAAGAUGGUCCGUGGUAAGAUCAUCUGGGGCAAGCUGUUUGGGAACAGGGACAGGCAGAGGGAAAUAGUCAACAGGCUACGUAAACCAGCCAGGCCCUCAACCACCCCAGAGGGCUCAACAAUAGUCCAACCAACCACCACCACAACUACAACCACAAACGCACUUCCCACCCAGCGGUCUCUGGCUGAACCUGUGACCGAGUCACCGUCUAGAGCAGGUAAACACAGACAGACCCCAGAAAUCUCAUCAGACGAUGACUAUGGAGAUUCAUUGCCUGACUCUGAGGCCUCGUCCUCUGUGUCUGAAUCUGGAGGGUCAGCGGGGUACCUAUCCCGUAGAUUUGGGGGAAACCGGAGACCAAAUGGCGGGUCAGGGGGGUACCUAUCCCGUAGAUUUGGGGGAAACCGGAGGCCAAAUGGAGGGUUAGGGGGCAGGAGGCCUUUCAGGGGCAGGAGGCCUUUAAAAAAAAACAUAACAACUACGGAAGCCCCCAGCACCACCAUAGAAUCAACAGAGCCUUCAACCACCAUGGAGACCACCAUGGAGACCACCACAUAUCCCACAGAAACCACCAUGGAAACCACCAUGGAGACCACCAUGGAGACCACCACAUAUCCCGUAGAAGCCACUAUGGAAACCACCAUGGAGACCACCACAUAUCCCACAGAAACCACCAUGGAAACCACCAUGGAGACCACCAUGGAGACCACCACAUAUCCCGUAGAAGCCACUAUGGAAACCACCAUGGAGACCAUCACAUAUCCCACAGAAACCACCAUGGAAACCACCAUGGAGACCACCACAUAUCCCGUAGAAGCCACUAUGGAGACCACCACAUAUCCCUUAGAAACCACCAUGGAGACCACCAUGGAGACCACCAUGGAGACCACCACAUCUCCCACAGAAACCACCAUGGAGACCACCAUGGAGACCACCACAUCUCCCACAGAAACCAUAAUGGAAACCACCACAUAUCCCAUAGAAACCACCAUGGAGACUACCACAUAUCCCACAGAAACCACCAUGGAGACCACCAUGGAGACCACCACAUAUCCCUUAGAAACCACCAUGGAGACCACCAUGGAGACCACCAUGGAGACCACCAUGGAGACCACCACAUAUCCCACAGAAACUACCAUGGAAACCACCGUGGAGACCACCACAUAUCCCACAGAAACUACCAUGGAAACCACCGUGGAGACCACCACAUCACCCACAGAAACUUCCAUGGAAACCACCGUGGAGACCACCACAUAUCCCACACAUACCGUCUCCGUCUCCAACCCCCUGUACACGCCGUCCAGAGAACCAGAUAGGUCUGCAGUGACUGUGUCCACUGACAUGACCUCCGUGGGAGAAACCACCACAGACUCCGACUCAUACGAUAAUGAGAACUGGACAGAUGAGAUGAAGUCCUCCACUAACCGUCCACGAGCCUACACUUCCACCACCAGGCCCAGAAUGACCUCUCCCACAACUUAUCCAACCACCACCUCAAGGCCUUACACUACAUCAUCAACCCGCGUCCAGACUAACAUAGACCCCAUCAGAGUGAACACUAACAUCAGGCUCCCGUCAGGGAGAGACAGCCGUUACCAAAUCACACAGAGACCCAUGAUCAGGAGAACCAGGCCCAAGGUGUCCAGUAACAGGGCCAGCAGUGGCCCAGACAAUACCCUGACCUUUGACACACUGACUAUUCUGGAAGCAGAGCAGGGGCACGCCAAAGCCCCCUAUAGCAGCAAGGACAUAGACGAUGCCAUCUCCAAUGCCUAUACCCACAUCACCGGCUAUGAUACGACAAUGGCUAACAUUGUGGGCUUUGAGCGGUCCACCAAGGACAUGCUCACCAAGCCCAGGAUCGUGGGAGGCAACGCUGCCAGCUUCACUGUCCUGUCCAACUCAGACGCCUUCCUUCCCUGUGAGGCCGCGGGCAGCCCUGAACCCACCAUCAGCUGGAAACGCUUCUCUUCAAGCACUGGAAGCACAAUGACCAUCAACGGCAAGAUGAGCAAGUUUGAAGUGUUCCCGAACGGCACUCUAUCCAUCCAGAAUGCAAAUAUCAAAGACCGUGGUCAAUACCUCUGCCUGGCUGAGAACGAUCAGGGGUCGGACAAGCUCCUGGUCACCCUGUCCGUAGUGGCCUACCCCUCACGCAUCCUGGAGCCCAAGGUACGGGAGAUCAAAUCCCACUCUGGGAAGACAGUGGAGAUGAAGUGCAAGGUGGAGGGCCGCCCCGCCCCUCUGGUCUCCUGGAUCCUGGCCAACCGCACCCAAGUCAGGGGCCACAACUCGGGUUCCAGAGUGUCAGUGACCCCAGAGGGCACUCUGCUCAUCAAACAGGUGUCUGUGUAUGACCGGGGCCACUACAAGUGCAUCGCCAGUAACCCAGCAGGAGCCGACACUGCCACUGUCAGACUGCAGGUGGUGGCAGCACCUCCUGGUAUCCUGGAGGCCAAACGACAGCAGGUCCGGACCGGUGUGGGUCAGAGCCUGUGGUUACCCUGUACCGCUCAGGGCAGCCCCCAGCCCACCGUGCACUGGGUCCUCUAUGAUGGAACGGCAGUACGGCCCCUGAAGCCCUCUGUGGACCCCAGGGUGUCUGUGUUCGCUAACGGGACGCUCCACCUGACCGAUACGGCCGCCUCGGACAGUGGGAAGUACGAGUGCAUCGUCACCAGCUCUACAGGGUCAGAGCGCAGGGUGGUGACGCUGACUGUGGAGAAGAAGAAGGAGAUGGCUCCUGAGAUCGUGGAGGCGUCACACCGCAGGACAGAGCUGGCGUAUGGGGACCAGCUGAGGCUGAACUGCUCGGCCACCGGAGACCCCAAACCCAGGAUCAUCUGGAGACUACCGUCCAAGGCUGUGGUGGACCAGUGGCACAGGAUGGGAAACCGAAUCCAGGUCCUGGACAACGGCACCUUGGUCAUGGACUCUGUGAAUGACAAGGACGCUGGGGACUACCUGUGUGUGGCGCGCAGCAAGGUGGGAGACGACCUCCAGCUCAUGAAGGUCACUGUGUCCAUGAAGCCAGCCAAGAUCGAGCCCAAGACGUACGGCAAGAAGCAGGUCCCCUACGGCAACGACCUGAAGGUGGACUGUAAGGCAUCUGGAACCCCGGAGCCAGAGAUCUCCUGGGGCCUGCCGGACGGCACCAUGGUCAACAGCGCCCUGCAGUCAGACAGCAGCAGUGGAGGGGGACGUGUACGGCGAUACAUCCUGUUUGACAAUGGCACACUCUAUCUUAAUCAGGUGGGCAUGGCGGAAGAGGGAGACUACACAUGCUACGCCGAGAACCAGCUGGGCAAGGACGAGAUGCACGUCCACAUCACCGUGGUGACGGCAGCGCCACGGAUACGUACGCCCAGCCGGACCUACGCCCAGGUGAAGCCUGGAGGCAAAAUCCGCUUUGACUGCGAAGCCACGGGCGAGCCCAAGCCCAAAAUCUUGUGGAUGCUCCCUACUAACGACAUGAUCGCAGCCUCCAACGAACGCUAUCUGAUGCACAUCAACGGCUCCCUAGACAUCCAGGAUGUUAAGCUGGUGGAUGCUGGGGAGUACGUGUGCUUGGCUCGCAACACCGCCGGGGAUGACAGCAAAGUUUACAAGAUAGAUAUCGACGGCAACCCUCCGGUGAUCAACGGCAACUCCCAGAACAGGAUCGUAGUGAAAGACACGGCCACCAAAUACUCCAGGAAGUUCAUAGACUGCAAGGCCACUGGAGACCCGCUUCCCAAGAUCACCUGGAUCAUGCCGGAUAACAUCUUCCUGAACGCUCCGUACUUCGGCAGCAGGAUCAACGUCCAUCACAAUGGAACUCUCGAGUUCCGGAACGUCCGUCCGACGGACAUGGCGGAGUUCGUCUGCAUGGCGAGGAAUGACGGUGGAGAGGCAGUGAUGGUGGUACAGCUGGAGGUCACUGACAUGCUCCGAAGGCCUAUCUUCAAGAACCCCUUCAACGAGAGAGUAAUGACCCGUAUGGGGAAGACCACAGUCAUGAACUGUUCUGCAGAUGGUCACCCAACACCAGAGAUCAUCUGGCUGCUACCCAACGGAACCCGCUUCACCGGGGGCUCCAACCGGGGCUCACGCCAACACCUAGGCAAUGACGGAACCUUCGUCAUCUACAACCCCAGCAAGGAGGACGCUGGGAAGUACCGCUGUGCCGCUAAGAACUCGGUGGGCUACAUUGAGAAGCUGAUAGUUCUGGAGGUGGGUCAGAAGCCAUUAAUCCUCACCAGGCCCAGAGGGAUCGUACGCAGUGUGUCUGGGAACCCUCUGUUCCUUCACUGCCUGGCUGAUGGCAGCCCCAGACCCCGGAUAUACUGGACCAUCCCUGGAGGCCACACCCUGGCCAGACCGCAGGUGCAUGGGCGCCACCAGCUGAUGGAGAAUGGGACCCUGGUUGUCAAGGACACCACCCUCCACGAUCGGGGAAACUAUGUGUGUCGGGCGUCGAACGACGCUGGCGAGGCAGUUCUCACAGUGCCAGUCAUCAUCAUCGCCUACCCUCCCCGCAUUUCCACGGGACCCCCUCCCACCGUGACAGCGAUGGCGGCGGCGCCCAUACAGCUCAACUGUGCUGCCAUCGGGAUCCCAAAGCCAGAGAUUACCUGGGAGCUGCCUGACCGCUCUGUGCUCUCCACUGCAGGAAAAGGGCGGCCCACGGGCAGCGAGCUGCUCCACCCUCAGGGCACCCUGAUCAUCCAGAGACCCACUACAGCAGAUUCUGGCACCUACAAGUGCCUGGCUAAAAACCACCUGGGCACGGACUCAAGGGUCACGUAUCUACGUGUGCUGUGAGCACCAGCGCUGACUAAAGGGGAAUAUAAAACCCCUGGACUAUAAACUCUUAACAGACACGGUAACUUCACAGUGUUUCUUAUGAUGUACAAUGUCAGGAAAGACUAAUUUCCACAUGCAGACUUGUGAGGAGCGGGGUUUGUGGAAUAGUUUGAUCACGGUACAGCUCACAUCAAUCAACCAAGUAGCAGAACAGGAUUAUUAAGAGAAGUAGGAGGGAAUGGAGGAGGGGAUGGAGGAGGGAGCGAGGAAAAAUAGAAGCUGUACAGAGGAGGGUCUGUUCUUUGCCAGGAAAGUCGUGACUAGCGAGGUGUUAUUCUUAUUAUAACAGAGUCAGAGGUCUGGAAACGCACGGUUGGUUCUCAUUUGAGGUGUUUUUAACAAGGGGCUAGAAGGUGGGUCUUACAGUGAGGCUACUUGUUGAGUGUUUUGACCAGACACUUUACUAUUACAGCCUGUGGGGAGAGAGGAAGAGAGAAACUCACUAUAUUCCCUGUGGACACUUCCUCAAUGUUUUAUUUUUUGGAGUGUUGGUAAUGACUCAUUUGCUGCAAUGACAGAAACAUUCUAUUAUCAGAAUGUUUGUAACUAUUUUGCUUUUCAAGACACAUUUCAUAUUUCAUAUUUCUUGUGAAUAAAUCUUUAUAAACAGGCAGUAUUUUGUAAUGAAUUCUGCCAAAUAUACAUUUUUAAUAUACAUUUUACACUGGAUUAUCAUACAGUUUUUCAAAACAAAUUUCUCACUUUUCUAACUGUUUAUAUUUUUUAAUUAGCAUUGUUAGUUUGUCAUGUUGUUGUCUAUCUUCCCCCUCUCAUGGUUUGACAGUGCUUGUAUCAAUACAAAUGCAGGAGUUUGAUUGGUGUUAAUAGCGACUUUUAUGGAGGUGAAAGUAUCACCUACACAGUAUUCAGGGGCAUCGUAUGAACUGUCACUAAAAGUAAAUGCAUUAUUGGUUUUAUGUAAUAAUAUUCCUUUUGUAACUAUUAUCUACUUUGUGAAUUAAUGGUACGCGGGAGAUGAAAUUAAACCAAAGAUGGAAUGUG
Messenger RNA from Oncorhynchus nerka (sockeye salmon), 10146 nucleotides. RefSeq names its product immunoglobulin superfamily member 10-like. Gene Ontology annotation, molecular function: protein binding. NCBI's taxonomy places the organism in Eukaryota, Metazoa, Chordata, Actinopteri, Salmoniformes, Salmonidae. The record is from RefSeq and is a predicted model, not a curated record.